This is a messenger RNA of Brassica oleracea var. oleracea, 715 nucleotides long. Its product is annotated as phosphopantetheine adenylyltransferase. Lineage: Eukaryota; Viridiplantae; Streptophyta; Magnoliopsida; Brassicales; Brassicaceae. Gene Ontology annotation, biological process: coenzyme A biosynthetic process. Gene Ontology annotation, molecular function: pantetheine-phosphate adenylyltransferase activity; dephospho-CoA kinase activity. Bases 28 to 549 code for a protein of 173 amino acids. The transcript is spliced from 6 exons. The record is from RefSeq and is a predicted model, not a curated record.
UCUCCGGCGGAUUCGUCGUAAUCGAAAAUGGCAGCAGCAGAGGAUUCAGAGGUCUCUACGGCGAAUUCUUUCGGCGCUGUCGUUCUAGGCGGUACUUUUGAUCGAUUGCACGAUGGGCAUCGCACUUUCCUCAAGGCGGCGGCGGAACUGGCCAGGGAACGAUUAGUUGUUGGAGUAUGUGAUGGCCCUAUGUUGACGAACAAGCAAUUCUCUGAGAUGAUACAACCAAUUGAAGAAAGGAUGCGUAAUGUGGAGAACUAUGUCAAGUCUAUCAAACCUGGGCUGGUUGUGCAAACCGAGCCCAUUACUGAUCCAUAUGGACCUUCUAUUGUCGAUGAAACUUUGGAAGCUAUUGUAGUCAGCAAAGAGACGUUACCUGGUGGUUUGUCAGUUAACAGAAAGAGAGCAGAGAGGGGUCUUUCUCAACUCAAGAUUGAGAUUGUUGAAAUAGUUUCUGAUGGAUCAAGUGGGGAUAAGAUAAGUUCGACUACUUUGAGGAAGUUAGAGGCUGAGACACAAAAGCAACAUGCUGAACAAGAAGCAUCAUGAACUUGGAACAUGUAAAGAUCAACUUUGUUUGUAGCUUUUGAAUAUGUUUGUUUUUAUAUUGACUGAAAAUGUUCAAUGAAAAAGGUAAACGCUUUGUAUACAUUUGGCAGACACGGCAGCGUAUUGAAAACAAAAUUCUGAAAGCUUCCAUAAACUUCUGAUUCCA